Rhododendron vialii is the source of this 3429-nucleotide messenger RNA. Its product is annotated as pentatricopeptide repeat-containing protein At1g79080, chloroplastic. Lineage: Eukaryota; Viridiplantae; Streptophyta; Magnoliopsida; Ericales; Ericaceae. Gene Ontology annotation, molecular function: protein binding. The record is from RefSeq and is a predicted model, not a curated record.
GUCUCUGGAGAUAUCAAGAGGUCGGAGUUGUGGACAGAACUGUACGCUUGUGGAUUAAGAAAUGGAUGGCCCUCCAGUGCCUUCGCAAAUUACUGACAAAAUUUCAAGCGAAAUACCUUUGUUGUAGCUGAACCAAGAACCGAAAAUUCCUAGUGUAAAGAAUCUACUCCUAAUUCCCAUCACUUUCUCUCUCUUGCUAGGUUGUUCCUUUGAACCAUUUCCUUGAAAGAUUUUUUUCAUGUUGAAAGUUCAGCUUAUUGUUUCAUUUGUCUGCAGUUGUAUAUCACUCUUAGCUCGUAUCUGCUUGUUAUUCAACCACUUAUUAACCCAUAAACAGCGGGAUCUUGAAUUUCCCAUUUUUCUUUCAAGACCCCAUUUAUUUUCUUGGAUUCAUGGCAGCCCUGUUGACUUCUGUGCCCCCUAUAACGAACCCAUGUUCAGAAAAUGCAAGAAAACCACAUGGGUUCUUUUCCCACAUCUCAAAACUCCAUUCCAUUUCACUCAACAAGGGUUUCUCUAGAGUUUUAGCAGCUACUACGUCUACAUAGAGGACAAUUUCCCCAGAGGAAACUGUAUUCCAACUGCCCAAUUGGAGGUGUGGCGAGAUUGACUCUAGAACUAGGGGUAUAAACCUUAAUGAUGCGUUUCUGUAUAUGGAAUACAUGGUUGGGAAGGACUACAAGCCUGAUUUCGAUCAAACCACUCAACUGUUGCAUGAUCUAUGCAGCUGCGGCAGAACCCAAAGAGCGGCUAGAGUGAUGGAGAUGAUGGUUCGGUCAGGUUGUCCACCGGACGCGUAUACAUAUUCUAUGUUUGUGGGUCAUUUGCGUAAGAGAAGGAUUGUUAGGCACGCGAUGCAGAUAGUGAAGCAAAUGGAGGAAUUAGGGUACCCAACCAAUAUUGAUACUUACAAUGCUUUUAUUAAAGGGAGUUGUGCACGGGGAAAUUUGAAUCAGGCCGUCCAAUUUGUAGACAGAUUGAUGCAGAAGGGAUUGGUCCCAAAUGCAUGCACUUACUCAUACUUGGUAGAAGUUACUUAUAAGCAUAGAGGCGUAGAUGAAGCAAUGAAACUCAUGGAUGGGAUAAUUGCCAUGGGUGGAACAUUUAAUUUGUUUAGUUACAAUAAUUUGUUAAAUGGGUUGUGCGGGGUCAAUUUAUUUAGGGGUUUGCCAUCUAAGAGCCCUAAGGGGCUUAUUCCCAAUACAAUGAGCUAUAAUAUUUUGUUAAAGGAAGGGCGGUGGGAAGAGGCAAAUGGGCUUAUUGCAGAAAUGGUAGGUGAGGUUCGCUCUCCAUCGGUGAUUACAUAUAAUAUCCUAAUCAGUUCACUCAGUUGUCAUGGCCGAACAGAUCAUGCUCUGGAGUUGUUGGAUGAAAUGUUUGGUGGUCCAUUCAAGCCCACUGCUGCCACCUACAAUCCAAUUGUUUCUUAGCUAGAGGGGAAAGUCAAUGUUGUAAUUAGCUUUCUUUACAAGUUGUUUUCUCGCCGUUGCUAUCCCAACGAAGGAACAUAUAAUGCCAUUGCUGUGCUUUGUGAUGAAGGGAAGGCACAAGAGGCUUUCUCCAUAAUUGAUAGCUUGAGUACCAAACAGGUCUCUUACAAAGGUGUCAUUUCAAGCUUGUGUAAGAAAGGAAACUCUUAUCCCGCAUUACAGCUUCUGUACUACAUGACGAAGUGUGGAUUUACUCCUGAUCCUUUUGUGUAUUCCUUUUUACUCAAAGGACUGUGCAUGCAAGGAAUGCUAAACGAGGCCAUGGAGAUACUCACGAUCCUGGAAGAAUACAAUUACGAGCCUGAUGUUGACAAUUUUAACUCCCUUAUCUUUGGUUUAGGAAGAGCUCGAAGAACAGAUUUGGCAUUGGGGAUUUAUGAGAAGAUGAUUGAAAAAGGGCAUAUUCCUACUCCGUUAACUUUUGUCUUUUUGGUGGAAGGCAUUAUUGGAGAAGAAGAAAAGGAGCUCGCACUGUAUGUUUUAAAUGAGUUGCAUUCGAGGGAAGUCAUAAGUAAGAAUACAUUGGAGAGGUUUGUCAUCCAACAUGAUCUUGAGGGGUUUUCAUUAUAGAUAUUCAAUGGAAUUUACAUAGUGAAAUGCAAGGAAUUAACACGGUGGAAAGCAAACAGGACCCGAGAUUUGUGAGUAAUAACAAACUAAUAAAAGAGAGAUCUCGGUUGUAUGAGGUGCAAAAGAAAUGAAGGCCAGCGCACAAUAUUUCAGAUUUUACUGAGAAGUCAAACCUUUUGAAGGUGGCAAAGGAACGAGUUGCAGUUUGAUGAAUGUUUUCAUUCUAUUCUCCCAAGUCCCAGGUUGUGGAUGUGCUUCCCUUGCGUCUGUGUUUUUCUUUUUUCUUUAUGUCCAUCUAUAUUCUUUUCUUCUCUUGUCUGGUUAAGUCUAGUGUCAUAUCUUUGGAGGCUCUAAUAUAUGUUUUUGUGUAACAUGCUUCUUUGGUGAGUCAGUUUGGGUGGUGUAUCAGGUUAGGUUCCUAUGUUGGUUGAGUUUGGGAGGCACACUGGUUGUUUGUUUCCCGGGGGGGAGCUCAUCUGGUGUUUGGAGUCUUUUUGGGUCUGGUUUUUCUCUUGGGUUGCGUUUGGAGUCUCCUCAUCUUACUAGGUGUCGGGGGUUGGAGUUUGAGUCUUUCAUUUCCAACUGGUGUCCGUGCUUCAGGGUCUGAGUUCUCUUGGGGUUGGGUGUCUGUGCUAUCAUCUUUUGCUUUAUAUAGUUGGGUUUGUGGCUGUCAUUGUUGGCUUCAUCUCUAACACUAUGGGUUGUUUCUGUCAUGGAUUAGGCCUUCACCAUGACUUUCAUCCAUAUGUGCUACGUAUCUGAAGGAUUAUCAGCCUUUAUCAUCCAUUACGGCUUCUCACUUGUAUCAUUUUAGGAUCUGUUGCUACCACAUUUUGAAGGGUCGCUCAUUGAUAUUGCUUAUUCUUAAAUCACUAUGGGAAUUGCUGCUACAUUUUGAAGGAAAACCUGCCUUUGGUCUCAUGUGCUGCUGCUGCUGCAAAAUUCGUAGACAAAUCAGCCUUUUGGAUUUCAAUAUGGUUUUCCAAGCUUCUGUUGAUUUUCUUGGAGGAAUAUCAGUCAUAUUUCCUCUCUGAUUCAAGUGCGAACUGAGGGUUGCAGUCGCCAAUUUUGAUUUAUGUCCAAAAAGAGGAAAGGAUAAUGUAAUCUGUCUCUUGGCUGUUUUUUUUCAUUUUUUUUUUCCGGGUGUUUGAACUAUAUCAUGCGCUAUCUGUUUAGAUGCACUAUCUGUUUGGGUGGUGUAAGUUUUCAUCUGUGCUAUUGAAAUCUUGCCAAUUGGGGUAUCUUUUGAACUCGGGUUGGCAUAUGAUUGUCGAACCUAUGGAGUGCCAACAUAGUUGGAAUGUCAUUCGUUUGUUGUGACGCCUUUCUUUCCCACUCCAUUCUAUUGAAACGAUCUUGGUUAUCAAUA